AAGUGAGUACUAGAAGUUGCUUAAUAAAUAUGCGAGUCCGUAAUUAGACGCCAACUGCCUCUAUUUUCGAAUUUUGACACGACACGACAUACAAGCCUCUUUUGCGGAUGCGUGCUGACUGUAUUUUGGGACUAUACCAAUAAAGAGAUAGAAAAAUUGUAUGUUGUUUGCAUCAGGGGCAUACAGGUCGUAUAAGAGGCAAGGAUUCAUAAUGAAGUCUGUUAUUGUUGCAGUUGCAACAUUACUGAUUAUGCUAGCAGCAUUCCAUGUACGCCAAGCACAGGGAGAAAUAAAACCAAGAGAGAAAGGAAAAGUAAAGAAAGGUCCAAAAGUCACUAGACAUAUAUUUUUUGAUAUUGAGAUCGGAGGUAAAAAGACUGGUCGCAUUGUUAUUGGACUUUUUGGGAAAACUGUUCCAAAGACUGUUGAAAAUUUUGCCACCUUGGCACUUGGAACGAAAGGAUUUGGUUACAAGAAUAGUAAAUUCCAUCGAGUUAUCAAAGAUUUCAUGAUCCAGGGUGGUGAUUUCACCAGAGGAGAUGGCACUGGUGGUAAAAGCAUCUACGGUGAUAAAUUUAAAGAUGAGAACUUCAAACUCAAGCAUCACGCUCCAGGUUAUGUAUCCAUGGCGAACGCUGGUAAAGAUACGAAUGGUUCACAAUUUUUCAUCACAACAGUGAAAACAAGUUGGUUGGAUGGCAAACAUGUCGUGUUUGGGCGUGUUGUAGAAGGAAUGGAUGUUGUUCGAACGGUUGAAAACACAAAUGUUGAUGGUAGCACUCCUAAAGAAGACGUUGUAAUUGCGGAUUGUGGAGAACUGCCACUAGAAAGACCUUAUAAUACCGAUAAAGAAUAAGCCUGUAUGUUCUUCAGCAUUUUCACCUACAUACGAUACUCCUAAGUAACUUUUAGAAAUCGUUAACUAAGUCUUGCUUGCAAAACUUCACGAGGAAUACAAGAGUCCCUCUAAUCGGAGCAUAUAUUUUAGUUUAUCACGAUCGAUGUUGAUACUGCGUUAAAAAAAUUCAAGCGGAGAUGGUAAUAUUUUUUUUCGAGUCAGUGGCUAAUUUUUUUAUUUAGAAAAUAUUAAAUUAUCAUGUAAUUGUAUUCAAUAACAUUUUUUACAAAGACAUUCAAUCUCUUUCACAAAA
Messenger RNA from Hydractinia symbiolongicarpus, 1151 nucleotides. RefSeq names its product peptidyl-prolyl cis-trans isomerase B-like. Gene Ontology annotation, cellular component: intracellular membrane-bounded organelle. Lineage: Eukaryota; Metazoa; Cnidaria; Hydrozoa; Anthoathecata; Hydractiniidae. The record is from RefSeq and is a predicted model, not a curated record. Bases 161 to 856 code for a protein of 231 amino acids. The transcript is spliced from 7 exons. Gene Ontology annotation, molecular function: peptidyl-prolyl cis-trans isomerase activity. Gene Ontology annotation, biological process: protein peptidyl-prolyl isomerization; protein folding.